AUGGCGGACAAUCCUGUGAACAAGAGCAACAUCCAAGGCAGCAUCUGGCCGCGAAUGCCCAAAGAGUUCGAGUCGUAUCUCUUUUACAAAAUCACCAAUGUGAAUAGAUUCCGCCUUGAUCUCAAAGACUUUAUUGGGAACAUCACCACAGGCCUAGAGUGUGAACUCCUUCUGUCAAAGGUGAAGCAGGGACAAGAAGCUGGCAUGCCCAUCAAGAUUCCCAUGUCGGGAAUCAAUGUGGCAUUCACCCAGAAGGGACUGCAGAAGCUUGGCAGGGCCGAAAUUGAUGACGGACUAUACGAAAAAGGAAUGUACAGCGAUCUUAUCUUUGAGGGUGCCGACAUUCCAGAGAGGCUGCUUCCAGAGUUCAAGCCUCCGCCUGGACACAAUUCUGAAGAUGACAGUUGGCGGUGCGAUUUGGUAUUCACAGUGGCUGCUUCGGACGAGAAAAAUCUGAACGAGGGUAUCGCGAAAAUUGAGACUAAUUUCCAUCUGAGGGACUUGAACAAGGCUAGCUUAGACUUGGUAGUCGCAAAGCAUGGACAGCGUCGACCAGGAGAACUACGAGGCAGAGAGCAUUUUGGAUUCGAGGACCACAUCUCCCAACCUCAAAUCAAGGGACUGGAUCCCGAACCAAAGCCGCGUGAGCCACUUUCUUGUCUUCCUGGAUACAUCUUCGUUGGUCACGACGGCGACCCAAGAAAAGACCAGAUGCCCCCUUGGUCCUACGAAGGCAGUUUCCUUGUGUUCCGUCAGCUCGAUGAGAAGGUUCCUGAGUUCAACAAAUUCAUUGCGCAAGCCGCCAGCAAAAUUCCAAACUACUCUGGAGAAAACGGCGCCGAGAAAUUGGCAGCCCAUAUGAUGGGACGUUGGAAGAGCGGUGCACCGGUGGCUCUAACACCAGACCACGACGACCAAAGUCUUGCAUUUAGAAAUGACUUUGAUUUUCGACCCAAGCAGAGCAUUCUGGGAUGCCCGUUUGCCGCACACGCCCGCAAAAUGCGCCCAAGAGCUGACCACAAACGUGACCUUGGCAAUGACGAUGACUUUGUGAAAGGCCAAUUCACCGAUCCACAAAAGCAUGAUACCAGCAAUCCCCCUGGUCUCGAAUCCGAUAGUGACGAGGAGCCUGAUCAGGAGCCAGACAAGGAAGACGCUAGCGUAAUCCUACGACGUGGCAUCACAUUUGGCCCUGAGCUUGGAGAGGAUGAGAAGGAAAAGACUACCAAAAGCCGUGGCAUUUACUUCACCUGCUACCAGAGUGAUAUUCGAGAUGGCUUCAACUUUCUGAUGACUCGCUGGGCAAGCAAUAGCGUUUUCCCCACGUCGAAAAAGAGAGCUUUCAAGGACGGUCCGGGAAUGGACCCCUUUAUCAACCAGAGACAGCGUAAAGAUCACCCAGAAGGCCAUAUCAGUCUAUACGACGGACUUGAUAAAGAAAAGACCCACAAGCUCGAGCUUGGUACUAGCCCUUGGGUCGAUCAGCGUGGUGGUGAAUAUUUCUUUACCCCAUCAAUCAGAGGCCUGCACUGGUUCUGCCAUUCCCGCCAGUAG
This is a messenger RNA of Penicillium angulare, 1554 nucleotides long. Its product is annotated as Dyp-type peroxidase. Gene Ontology annotation, molecular function: heme binding; peroxidase activity. The transcript is spliced from 7 exons. Bases 1 to 1554 code for a protein of 517 amino acids. Gene Ontology annotation, cellular component: cytosol. The record is from RefSeq and is a predicted model, not a curated record. NCBI's taxonomy places the organism in Eukaryota, Fungi, Ascomycota, Eurotiomycetes, Eurotiales, Aspergillaceae.